AGCAGCCUCAGGUGGGACAGGACAACAGCAACGCACGUUUUCGCAUUUUGGUGUAUUACUUGAGAGUCCACAAGCAAAUCAACAGCGUGUCCAUAAAUUACUGCAGAAAGCCACGGUUUAACUUCUGCAAGCUUAUUCUUGUCUCUUCCUGAAGUGCUGUUUCGCGGAAAUGGUUCACCUGAAGUUUCAGUUCGGACAGUGAAAUACUUUGGAGAAGUACGCACUGGCGACGGUAGAAAUGGAGAGCGGAUAAGGGAAUUCAACCCAUCAAAUCGGGAUUUUAUCAAGUUUAUACAGAGCUCCAGUGUGGGAUGUCGGCCCGGGGCUCAGUGGGGGAGCUGAUUCCCCAGGACAUGGCGGAAGUGUUUGCCCAAGAGCGGAGCACCAGAGGGGGCCGGAGGAAGAAGCGUCGGGGCUCCUUGGGGCGGGCCUUCAGCUGGCUCAAAGGCAAGAAGAAGAAGGAACUGGGAUGCAACAGCCUGGACACACAUCCGGGAGGGACCAACGCAGCCAGGCCACCGCCCACACUGCCCCUUGGCCACGCAGCAGUACGGAAGCAGGAGGUGGAGGUGAGGCUGGUGCCCCCACCCUUCCAGGAGAACGUUUUCCUGGAAGGCAGCAGGCCCCAGUACCUGGAGGACCUUCACUCAGAGGCACGCGAGGGACUCAAGCUGCUGCAGCAAGAAGAAUCCGACAAUGGAGUGGACUUCAAGGAUGACCAAAGUAUCAGUGUCAGUUCAACAGUGACAGUGCAGCAGAGUGAGUAUUGCAGCUACAGUGAAAGGAGUGCCGUGGAAUCAGACAGCACCAUCCCAGACUCUGAGUCCACUGUCUCCACCCGCUCCUCACGUUCAGGGCUGACCCGACAAGCGUCUACAUUUGGGCCCCUAAGCUCAGGGAACAAGCCUGGGAAAGCUAAAGCUAGGAGGAGACACAGGAGGACCACCGUGAUGGGGAUACCACAGCAUAUCCAGAAGGAACUAGGCCUAGACAGAGCAGCCUGGGCAGCACAGGUGUUGGAGGAGGAUGCUCGUCUCCACAAUGGGGACGGUCCUCAUCCAGCAGGUCCACAGGAGGGCGCCAGAGACGAGGCCCUCCAGACGAUCAGUGAGAACCAGGCCAGGGGGGGACCCCGCGAUGACCUGGCCCUUCUGCAGCCCACAGGCCCCCAGAUCUCUGCCUUGCAAAGGCCUAAGUCUGUGGCCAUCCCCUGGUUGACCACAGCCAGUAGCCUGGCCCAGCAUCCCCCCAGCCCCGUUAUGUCCAUCUCCCCUCAGGCCACUUAUCUGUCCAAGAUCAUCCCCAACGCUGUGCUCCCACCCUCCAUAGAUGUGGUGGAGAUCAGCCGGGGGCGGAGCCGGAACAGCGUGCGCACUGUCAGUAAGAGCAGCCUGCUUCUGGCCAGCCCCGCCUCCUCCAGGGCCUCCUCCAGGGCCUCCUCCCAGGCCUCCACCCUCUCCUCCGCCUCCCGCUACAACCAACCAACAUUUUCAGACAGCUCAGGGUGGAGUCGCUCAGAGUCAUCAGAGACCCUGGUGUCAGACUCCUCCACCAUCUCCAGUAGCACGGCCAGGCAGGGGCAGUACCAUGGGGAGGUAGCGUCUCCAGAAACCUCCCCUGACCAAGUCAGUGUCCGAUCAUCCAUCAGCAAGGCCCCCAGGAUCACCACAUCCACCAAUGGCAAGGCAAGGACCAGAGGGGAGGAGAGCAAGCAGGAGGGGAACUUCAUCCGGAGUCUGUCUGUGAUGAAGUCCAAGAGAGCCCCCCCCCCUCCCAGCCGCUCAUACUCCCUACACAAGGACAAGAUGAAGAGGCGCUCGCGGGACCUGGCAGAGGUCAGGGUGGUGGUGGUGGGGGAGUCUCCUCCUCAUCUCAGCCCAGGGCAGGGUGGGGAAGCCAGGUCUGGCUCCUCCCCCAGGUCUGGGAGAAACACAGACAGCCCUGGCUACACUGCAGACACCAGCUCUCUGGAGGAGUCCUCUGUGUCAGCCAGCCCAGUCAAGCCUCAAAACAAAAUCCUAACUGAUGAUGUGGCAGAGGCGGAGCCUGCAUCCACAGACUCCUCCUUUCACACUCAACCCUCCAAGGAGAACGGCCUGAAGACCACUGUCUCUCCCUCCAGUGGCUACUCCAGCCAAGGGGGCACGCCCACCCUCCCGGCCAGACACACCCACAGCGUCUCCCCCAAGCACAAGAAAGGAUUCCUGGCCAAACUGCAGAAUAUUUUCCCUGGAGCAUCUCCUACACCUUACCAUGCACAACCUGCAACCACUGACAAGCCUGUCCAGGCUGACCCUGCCCCUCCAGAAGGAUGCAUCACCCCAACACCCUUGGUUCUGGCCCUCAGAGGACUGUUUAAUAUACCACCCCCACCCAGGGUGCCCGCCCCCCCAGCCCCUCCACCUGAGGUGUGGGUACAUAACAAGCGCAGCUUUGAGCUCCUGCUGGGGCCCCCGGCCCCCACAGACACGUACUCAGUCUUGAGGAAGAACCCCAAGGACAGACGGGCGCAGAAACAGUCUGGCUCUAAAGAAGCUUCACUGAAGAGUUUGUCAGCGGAGAGAAGAGAAGUAGAACAGCCACCAGCACAGCAGACCGUAGCUGUGCUAAAGAGGGUUUUAGAUGCGGUGGAGAGCAACGUUCUAGAAGGUCAUGAGAAGGAACAGUCAUUCUUGAUGCUAUCAAGCAGUGGAACCGUUAUGUUUGAGUCAGGAAAGGUUCAGGGAAGUUUAAAAGUCCAGGCUACUGAAAAUUCAAGUUCAGUGGUUCACGAAGAGGAAAAUGAACGUCUAAAUCAGAUGGAGUCUACAGAGAAGAAAGGGAAUGCCAAAGUAGAAUGGGAGGAUGAACAAGAGAAUGUCAAAAGAAGUUUUCUAAUAAACGGAAAGUCAGUCAGAUUAGUAGAAGAAGGUCUAACAACGUCACAGCAAGCUGAGACUAAGACUGCCUUACAGACUCCAAGCCAAGCCCAGGGGGUGAAGAUUGCUUCACCACCUGAAAGUGACACGUUGUGUGUGUGUGCCCAGGCAGUAGCACGUGUGUCUCCCUCGCCCCCCCCGGCACAUCUCCCCCCCCUGCCGCCCACCAAACAGACCACACCUGCGUCCCACCUCAACCAUGCCCCCCCAGAACCCCUUGUUUCCCCCACAGGGGAGUCGUCUUGGCCCCUCCCCCCUCCCCUACUGGAUGCAUUCAUCGAGCCCCCCCUCUGUGGCCAUGAUGAGAGCGAUUUCCUCCCUCCGCCACCCCCAUUUUCUCCAAGCCAGGUUGGGCUGGAUGUGACAGAACAGAUUCCCCCUACUGAAGAGUCACAAGGUGAAAAACACCUGAUCACCCCCCCCCCCAUAUCUCUCCAAGCAUGUGAUUCAGGGAAAGAACCUGUUCAAAAGCUUGAUCCUCCAAGCCCUUCUGUCUCAGCUGUAAAUGGUCCUGCUCCGGAGUCUUCAGCAGUGACAACCAGGGUUCAGUCCCAGAGCAUCCCGCCCCCACCUCCCUAUGCAGCCCCCUUAGCCCCACCUCCCAAAGAGACCCUAGCGUCAGCCGAGAGCAAACUCAGUCCACCUCAAAGUAUUCCUCCUCCAGCUCAAAGCAUUCCCCCUCCACCUGAAAGCAUUCCUCCUCCACCUCAAAGUAUUUCUCCUCCACCCCAAAGCAUUCCUCCUCGAUCUAAAAAAAUCCCUCCUCCACCUCAAAGCAUUACUCCUCCAUCUCAAAGUAUUCCUCCUCCACCUCAGGUAGUUCUGACUUCACCACAACCCCAAAAACCUGCAAAGAUCUCAGCCCAGGAUGCCACUUCUUCAGCUGAGAGGGUUACGGUGCCCUCACCCCCCAAAAUGAUCCCACCUCCACCUGAGAGCACUCUUACCCCACCCCAGAGCAUCCCUUCUCCACCUCCCCUAAAAGACUCCCAGCCACCCACUCAGGAGGACACCUCACCACCCCAACCAGAGACCCCCCAACCUCCAUCUCAGAAGACCACACCAUUACCUCCACCAGCCCCUGCCACCCCCCUUAUUCCCCCAGCACCCCCAAUCCCUGUGAAUGUGUCUGCUAAUAUCCCAAACCAACCCAGUGUGGUGAGCACAGAGAGAUGGGGCCAGGAACUAAAGUCCCAAAGCGAGAGCCCCCCACCAGUGUCCUCUCCUGAAGGAGCCAUUCCUGUGGUCACCCCUUCCCUUCUGCAGAUGGUCAGGCUCAGGUCUGUCAAAAACCCUCCUUCACAGACCCAGGACCAGACCCAGACCCAGACACAGGACCAGACCCAGACUCAGACCCAGGACCAGACCCAGGACCAGACCAAGACCCAGGAACAGGACCAGACCCAGGACCAGACAUCGGCCUUUGGCACAGCCACCCAAUCCUCCAACAGUGUUUCAAAUCCAGCCUUCAACAGCCAGGAAGCCCCCCAGAAGCCUAUGCGCAGAUCACUAAUCAUGAUCUCUCCUCCUCCUGUAGAUGCAUCCCCACCUGCUGUCCUCACCUCACCAUCUACCGUGCAGUCCUAUUCCAACACACCAGUACUGAAUCUUUCCCCAACCUCAACCACUAUUACUUCCCCAACCAAAAAAUCCCCCCCUGCCACGACCACCACCCCCUCCAUGAGGCUGCAAGAAGCUAUCCGCUUGAGAACAGCAGCCAGAACAGUUAAAGACAGCUGCCCCUCUCGCUUGAGCAUGCACUCACCAGCUUCCCCACCGGGGGCAUACCUCCACAAGUCUCCUUCCGCCAGCGCCAGCUUUGUCUUUUCCAAGAGUGCAAAGAAGGUGGUGAUGGACCCUGCCUCCUCACAAGUAGCCACAACCAACUUCAACAACAAACUGGUAGCACAGCUGCCGUCUGUGUCCGGUCCCAAUAAGGCAACAGAAGUUCAGAAGAGAGGGCUCAAAGUGCCUCCACCAGUAGCCAAGAAACCACAGGCCGAGGCUAGUGAGGCCAAGGCUGGUGAGGCCAAGGCUGGUGAGGCCAAAGCUGGCGAGGCCGAGGCUGGUGAGGCCGAGGCUGGUGAGGCCGAGGCUGGUGAGGCCGAGGCUGGUGAGGCCGAGUGUGGAGUGGACACUGAGCAUGUGCAAGCUGCUGGACAGCAAGCACAGUCAGACAACAUUAAGGGUUCUGCAGAGGCCCCCAGUGGAACAGCAGCAUGAGGCGCCACUCUCUCCCUUGUUAUGAGCAGGUUGAAGAGGAGAGGACCAUCAAAACAGACACUUAACCACCAUACAAGAGUAUACAAGAGUAUCCACGUAUACAAGAGGAUGAGAAGAGGAAGAGAAAUCAGAUGACGGAAAGAAAAAGGUACUUUGAGUUUGAUGUUAUUAGUUUGGGUCUUUAAAUGUCUCUACCUUUUGUACUAUACAUUUAUAUUUUCUUUGCUAAAAAGUCUUUAGCUUUCACUUUGAUAUUUUGAUCUGCUGUCGACAGCCCAAUGCCUACUGAUAUAGUCGCAUGUCGCCCUCUUGUGGCAUGUCAUGUUUUUAUGCCAAUGUCAGGCCAACUACUGCAAGUGGGGGAGCUAUGGGCGCCUAUAUGUAUUAUACCCAAAUGUUUUACUUCUAAGAUAUUUAUAUAAUUAUAAGAAAAGAACAUGCACUAUUAAAUCCUGCUAUAUAUCUUUGAUAGCUGGUUUCGCAGACACAGAUUAAGCCUAGUCUAGGACUAAAGAAAAUAAAAUCAAUGGAGUGUCCUGGACUAGGCUUAAUCUGUGUCUGCAAAACUGGCCCUAAAAGUCUGAUUUCUUCCAUGUCCUAAAACUGUAUGGAGUUAAGUUAUUUUUUCCUGUGUAGAUACUUUGAGUUUCAUUUUUGAGCAUAGUGAAAUGUGCCAUCUUCCUUUACUGUUUUAUUGUAAUGACAUCUUUAUCUUUCCUUGUUUCUACACUUAUUAAUUUACCCCAAAUGAUUAACGUUUAUUCAUGCUACAUUUGUGUAAGGGUUGGUCCAAAUCUGCAUAUAACUUUAAAUUUGUGUUUUGUUUCUUAGUUUUUGCUGUGAAGGUACUGGAGGAUCAUCCUUCAUGUCAUUAAAUCCUUCACAUGUUGAUUCUGAUUCCGGUCUUAGUUUUUAUGUUUUUGCUUAUGGUUACUGAGAAUAUAUAAAUCACAUUCCUCCCGGAUGAAGCUACUGUACUUUAGAUUGAUGUUGUUUAUUGCCCAGAGAGGAAGAUACUCCUCAACUGUGCAAUACAAAUACUUUGGAUAAUUAAUCAUUUUCAAAGUGAUUAGCAUGAUAGUAAAGAUAAUCAAAGACAUGAUUCUUCACGUUCAUGUAUUUCAAUAAAAGAGAAUAAAUUGUCACAAUGAA
Molecule: messenger RNA, 6293 nt
Organism: Hypomesus transpacificus
Lineage: Eukaryota; Metazoa; Chordata; Actinopteri; Osmeriformes; Osmeridae
Biological process (GO): cell differentiation
Source: RefSeq, a predicted model, not a curated record